Messenger RNA from Vanrija pseudolonga, 1477 nucleotides. RefSeq names its product Methionine aminopeptidase 2. Bases 88 to 1425 code for a protein of 445 amino acids. Gene Ontology annotation, molecular function: metalloaminopeptidase activity. The record is from RefSeq and is a predicted model, not a curated record. Gene Ontology annotation, biological process: proteolysis. Gene Ontology annotation, cellular component: cytoplasm. Lineage: Eukaryota; Fungi; Basidiomycota; Tremellomycetes; Trichosporonales; Trichosporonaceae. The transcript has 5 exons.
AUCUCACUUUGCUUUGUAGCAACAAAGCUUUAUUACUCUUCUAGCAUUUGUAGUAGUUGGACCCCCACGCAAGGCUCUGAUUAGUACAUGACUACAAUGGCGCCGGUCGCUGUGCCAAAGGUCGAGGGCCUGAGCCUCGAGGACAAGGUGCCCGACAACGUCGAGGUCGAGGGCGAUGACGUAGAGGACGAUGAGGAUGAUGAGGCCGGAGGCGAGGGUGCGGCUGGAGAUGCAAAGAAGAAGAAGAAAAAGAAAAAGCCCAAAAAGAAAAAGGCGGCCGCUGCUGUCCAGUCCGAGCCCCCGCGUGUUGGCCUGAGCAAGAUCUUCCGCAGCGGUGUCUACCCCGUCGGCCAGGAGGUCGAGUACAAGAAUGACACGACCAAGCGCAUCACGUCCGAGGAGGCUCGCGAGCGCGAGCGUCUCGCCCAGGGCGACCCGUCGACCAACUACCAGAACAUCCGCCGUGCCGCCGAGGUGCAUCGCCAGGUGCGCCAGUACGCCCGCAAGAACAUCAAGCCGGGCAUGAAGCUCAUCGACAUUGCCAACAUGAUCGAGGACGGCACGCGUGCGCUCGUCGAGGAGAACGGCUUUGAGAGCGGUAUCGGUUUCCCGACCGGCCUGAGCGUCAACGAGGUCGCGGCGCACUACACGCCCAACCCGGGAGACAACAAGGUGCUGCAGCAGAGCGACGUGCUCAAGGUCGACUUUGGCGUGCACGUCAACGGCCGUAUCGUCGACUCUGCAUUCACGCUCAACUGGGAGCCGACGUACGAUGCCCUCAUCAAGGGCGUCCAGGAGGCCACCGAGGCCGGUGUCGCUGCGGCUGGUAUCGACGUGCGCCUGUGCGACGUCGGUGAGGCGGUCCAGGAGGUCAUGGAGAGCCACGAGGUCGAGGUCAACGGCAAGGUGCUACCUGUCAAAUCCAUCCGCAACCUCAACGGCCACUCGAUCGUGCCGUACGUCAUCCACGGUGGCACCCCCGGCAAGCCAGGCAAGUCGGUGCCCAUUGUCAAGCAGCACGGCGCACACAUGGACACGACGCGCAUGGAGGAGGGCGAGUACUUUGCCAUCGAGACGUUCGGCUCGACGGGCAAGGGCAAGGUCGACGAGGAGGGUGUGUGCUCGCACUAUGCCUUGGCGCCCAUCCAGCCCGAGCACUACACGCUCCGCCACCAGUCGGCCAAGAACCUGCUCAAGAGCAUCAACAAGAACUUUGGCACGCUCCCCUGGUGCAGGAGGUACCUCGAGCAUGUCGGCGAGAAGAACUACCUGCUGGGCCUCAACGAGCUUGUGCGCCAGGGUGUCGUGAGCGACUACCCACCUCUCGUCGACCCCGAGCCGGGAGCCAUGACUGCGCAGUUUGAGCACACCAUCCUCCUGCGCCCAACAUGCAAGGAGAUUGUUUCGCGCGGCGACGACUACUAGGGUGGCGGCGGUAGCGGCAGCGGCAUCAUCGUUGUAUCAUUAUGCACAAGUA